Messenger RNA from Astrephomene gubernaculifera, 802 nucleotides. NCBI's taxonomy places the organism in Eukaryota, Viridiplantae, Chlorophyta, Chlorophyceae, Chlamydomonadales, Astrephomenaceae. The record is from the annotation of a GenBank genome assembly.
GGGCGCUGCAUGCGCCGCUGCCGCCGGGGGUGAGGCUGGUCAGCCGGCUGGACAGUCGCCCGCUGGACCCCGCCGCGCUGCUGGACCCGGGUGCGGACUUCAGCGCCACCCUGCGCCGGCUGGGGGCGGCGCUGCAGGCGCUGGGGAGGGAGGCGGAGGGCAGGAGCCGCAUGGGGGAGGUGCCGGAGCCGGGCCUCCCCCUCACCGCCCUGGGCCCGCUGGGUGAGCUACUGGACGACUGGCAGCUGGAGGCGGUGCUGGCCCGCUGCCUGGCCCGCAGCCUGGGCGGACCCGCGGGUCUGUCGCUGCUGCUGCUGUUCGCGCGACUGCACCGCGUGCGCCCCGCGGCUCAGCUGCUGGUGGUGCUGCAGGCGCUGCUGGCGGGCGGCGCGUGGCAGCCGGACAGCGAGGAGUACCUGCGGGCGCUGAAGAGGAUGUGGGAGCUGGCCAUGAUGUGGCACCGCGCGGGCCGCCUGACCCACGCGGAGGGCGAGGGGCUGGCGGGCGUGAUGGCCACCUUCCUGCAGCGCGCCUGCCCCCUGCUGGCCAACCACUACACGGAGCUGCCGGGAAAACAGUCCGUCCCCUGCCUGGUGCUGCUGGUGCAGAUGUGCGGCUGGGCCCUCACUUGGGACCCCACCCGCUCGCCGCCCAUGCAGCCCAUCCGCGAGCACAUGCAGCGGGCGGCGGAGGCGGAGGCGGCACGUACGGCAGCACUGCUGCCGCACCCGCACCCGCACCCGCAGCAGUCUCAGGCGGGAGGUGGCGGUGAGGGAGGUGCAGGUGGAGGUGGAGGGGGGGC